AUGGCUAAUCAGAUUGCUGAGUCCGUCAACAUACGUGAGCAGCUUUCACAUGUUCUGAUUGAGUUAAAGGAUACUCAAGGACAACUUCUGACAUCGGAAAUAGAACUUGCAGCAGCAAAGGAUGCAAAGUUUGAGUUCUUGACAAAAUUAGAAGUAGUGGAAACUGCCUUUAGCUUGGAGAAGUUAAAGACAGAUGAACUUUUGAGGCAUGUGACAGAGCUUAAUGAAACAAUUAUGCAUCUGAAGAUGGCGGCAGCUGAAGCAGAGGAGGAAAAGAAUGCAGUAAUAUCAGAAAAAGAAGAAGAAAUACAACUGGCAGAAGCUGCAGUAACUCAAAUACAGCAACAGCUAGAAUCUGUGACACAACAAUUUGAACUGACGCAUUAUUUGGAGAAACAGUUCUUAGACAAGUCUGCAUUAGUUGAUUCACUGCAAGCGGGACUUCAAAAGGCAAAUGCCCUUCACAGUUCUUCUGAGAAAGUUGCGUUCGAUGCCCUUUGCGAACUAAACCAGUUGAAAGCAGAUUUGGAACUGAAGGAAGAGAAGAAUAUGGGUCAGGCUGUUUACAUCACCUUGCUAGAGAAUGAGCUCAAGGAGCUAAAGAUGGAACACAGUAAAGCAAAUGAGGAUAUCCUAAGGCUGGUUAGAAAUGCUGAAGAGAUGAGAAGGGAAUUGGAGAAGACAACAGGUGCGAUAACUGAGGCUAGUGAAAAGGAGAAUGAAGCACAAGUUGAGAUAGCAAAGCUGAAAGCUGAGCUCCAUAAAGGAAGGUCAAAAAUUGCUGCUGCUGUGGCUGCUGAAGAAAGGGCGAAGACUGAAAAGUCUGCUGUCUAUGCUGCACUACAACAACUAGCGGUGGAAGCUGAAGAAGCCAAGCAGAAGUAUCGACGGUUAAAAGCAUCUGGUAAACUUCCCGAAGAAAGUGGAAGCUUUUUUCCAUUCAUAAUCCAGCAUGAAUAUUCGACUCAGUCAAGGGAAGAUUCAUAUUGUGAGUCAAAAGCUGGUAAUGAAGAAAGUGACAAUAUGAAGACAGAUGUCCAAGUGACAAUUCUUAAGGAGGAAUAUGGAAGUUUAGUGAAAAAGGCCAAACAGGCAGACACUUUUCUGAAGCCAGGGCUCGAGGAUAGCCAUCAGUCAGAGAAUUUAAAGAAAGAGCUCGAAAUUGCAACAGGAAAGAUUGCAGAGUUCAGGAUGCGGGCUGAACAGGCAAUAAGCAGAGCUGAUGCUGCAGAGAGAGCUAAAUUAGAACUGGAGGAACAGAUAAAGAAGUUGAAGGAACGUAAGGCCAGGAGAAAAGCUGCUUUAACAGCAUUGCGUGAGGUCUCAGUUUCGAAAGAAAUUAAGGAGGUGUCAAGUUCAAAGGAAACUAGUAACACUUUCAGAUAUUACAAUGGUCCAAAAGUUUAUCAGCCUCUUGGUUAUGAGCAUGAAAAUUUUGGUUUUAAACUGUAUGAUCUUAUUGAAAAGAAAGUGAUCAGAAUCAGAGAUGUUGUCUUUCUUGAAAAUCAAACCAUUGAAGAUAUUAAUAAAGAUGACAAGUCAAGAUCCUCGAAUGACAUUCCUACUAGUUUAGAUCCAAAUCCAGUUUCAGUACUAGUACCAGUUGAUUUUGAUCAUGGGAGAGUUGAGAUAGAGCAGAGAGAGGAUAUUGAUGGUAAUGAUACUGCUACUGAUGAACUUGAGCAAUAG
This is a messenger RNA of Coffea arabica (coffee), 1689 nucleotides long. The record is from RefSeq and is a predicted model, not a curated record. Lineage: Eukaryota; Viridiplantae; Streptophyta; Magnoliopsida; Gentianales; Rubiaceae.